Molecule: messenger RNA, 918 nt
Organism: Sipha flava (yellow sugarcane aphid)
Lineage: Eukaryota; Metazoa; Arthropoda; Insecta; Hemiptera; Aphididae
Gene: Rala
Product: ras-related protein Ral-a
Exons: 5
Coding region: 166-771 (201 amino acids)
Biological process (GO): Ras protein signal transduction
Cellular component (GO): plasma membrane
Molecular function (GO): GTP binding; GDP binding; GTPase activity
Source: RefSeq, a predicted model, not a curated record
UAGAAUGUAAACAAUAUUUAUCUUUCGAAAAUCAAUUAACACUUUCCUAUGUAAGACUCUAAAAUAAAUUAAUCAUUAACGUUUAACAGAAGACUUCAAGAUUCUUUUUAUAAUUGUUUUGUAGUAACGUAAACAAGCGCCAACAGCACAUUUUUAUAACAAACCAUGAAGAAAAAUAGUGCUCAACAGCCCGCUUUGCACAAAGUCAUAAUGGUUGGUAGUGGUGGUGUUGGUAAAUCUGCUCUUACCCUUCAAUUCAUGUACGACGAGUUUGUUGAAGAUUAUGAACCGACUAAAGCUGACUCAUACCGUAAGAAAGUUGUCUUGGAUGGCGAAGAAGUUCAAAUCGAUAUAUUGGAUACAGCUGGUCAAGAAGAUUAUGCUGCUAUACGUGACAACUAUUUUCGAAGUGGCGAAGGAUUUUUAUGUGUAUUUUCUAUUACAGAAGAUGAUAGUUUUCAAGCAACAAUGGAAUUUAGAGAACAAAUUCUUCGAGUAAAGAAUGAUGAAAAUAUACCUUUUCUAUUGGUUGGUAACAAAGGAGAUUUAACAGAUAAACGAAAAGUAUCCCUUAAUGAAGCUCAGUCAAGAGCUCAAGAAUGGGGUGUGCCAUAUGUUGAAACAUCUGCUAAGACAAGAGAUAAUGUUGAUAAAGUAUUUUUUGACUUGAUGCGUGAGAUACGUGCUCGCAAGAAGGAAGAUGUUAAAGGAGCAAAUGGGCGAGGUAAAGACAAAAAUAGACGGAAGAAGUUGAAAUGUAAUAUUGUAUGAAAAGAAAAGACCAUCAACAUUUAAGAAAAUUAAUUUCUUUAUUAUUUAUUAUUAUUUUUAAAGCUCUAUCAAUAUUUUAAUUUUUUUUUCUGAAAAGUAUUGAUUCAUUAUCUUCGUCCUAAAAAUAUAUCAAGGAUUUUCACUUUA